Messenger RNA from Salvelinus fontinalis (brook trout), 3457 nucleotides. Its product is annotated as galectin-3-binding protein A-like. The transcript has 5 exons. Lineage: Eukaryota; Metazoa; Chordata; Actinopteri; Salmoniformes; Salmonidae. The record is from RefSeq and is a predicted model, not a curated record. Gene Ontology annotation, cellular component: membrane. Bases 48 to 1802 code for a protein of 584 amino acids.
UUACGCAUGUUUUUCAGAUACUUAUCACCUGGAGCCUGGCUAGAAACAUGUCAGGGGAAUAUUGCCUCAUUUCCUGUGUCCUUCUGCUCAUGGUCAACUUGUCUGUGGGGGUACAGAAUGGGGACAUGAGGCUGGUGGGGGGUGAGCUGGCCGCGGAGGGCCGUGUGGAGAUCUACUAUAGUGGACAGUGGGGGACCGUGUGUGAUGACAACUGGGACAUUACUGAGGCACAGGUGGUGUGUCGCCAUCUCAACUACCCUGGUGCUCUCACUGCUGUGGUGGGUGGGAUAUACGGACAAGGAUCUGGUCCUAUCUGGAUGGAUGAUCUAAACUGUGAGGGGACAGAGAAAGACUUGUCCCACUGUCUCUUCAAAGGCUGGGGGGUUACUGACUGUCAACAUGCUGAGGAUGCUGGUGUGGUCUGUGAAAGAGAAUCUUCUCGGAAUAACAGUCGCGUCUACGCCCUGGACCACAACACAGGCUUCAGUAACCACAUGGGGGCGCUGUUUGACAGUGGACGCGACUGUGACUUUGACAUCAUGGUGCGGGUUGCAAACAGCAUUGUGGAAACCAUCUGUGUUCACAAGCUGAUUGUCACUCUGGACCCAAAUGCCUCCAUCUUAAACACCACACAAGAGGAGAACCUCAGUAACCUCAACCUAGACGUCAGCCUCAACUGCCGGCCACAUGUCACCGACUUCCUGAGGUAUCUGUACACGCGGCAGAUUAACGUGACCAUGUCCUCUGCCCAGUGCAUCCACAAGAUGGCGUCCAACUGGGGUCUGAAGCAGCUUCAGGAGGCGGCAGGGAGGCUCUUCACCUGGCUGCUCCCCGAUGAUGCCUCCUUCCAGACCCAGACCUCUCUGUACGAGUACUCAGUCCACACAGGCGACCCAGUUCUGCAGGAAACCUGUCUGCGCUACCUUGCCUGGAACUGUGAGUCACUGAUCCGUUCCCCAGCCUGGACUGGUCUUGCCCUGGGCACAGUAAAGACCCUUCUAGCCCGUUCAGACGUGGUAGUGCCAGAUGAGGCCUUCCUCCUAAAGGGUUUGGAGGACUGGGUGUUGGAACAGGGUAACUCUUCCACCCACGAAGACCAGGUCGCCAUUUUGGACCACAUCCGGUUUCCCAUGAUCGCUGCUGAAGAUUUGUUCAACCUCAAUGCCAAGUCUGAACUGUACAUGGACCAACAAGAGCGUUAUAAUGCCGGCAUGUUGCAGGGCUUUCAGUUCAAUGCACUCCCCUUCCAGACGCUAGCUAGGGGCCUCCUCCUUAAAAAUGUGGAAUACACACCCAGGAUCUACACUGGCAAGCCAUGGAGCUUCACUUUCAGCUCAAAGGAUGUCAACACGUUCCGAUACAUCGGCCACUAUUCCCACUCAGGCCAGAACCUCAACAGCCUCAGUGCCAACUUUGACAGCCCUGUGCACAACAGUGCCUUUUUUUCACUGUUCAAAAAGCUCAACUGGAACACCAGGGUCUUUAUCAACAACCAUGAAUGCUCAAACAGCGGUAUCCGCUGUCCGUCGCUGCCGAUGGUCUCGCUAACUGCCCAGAAUAACAGGGAGUUGCCCCAAGAGUAUCAGGACGGCAUCCGCUACCUCAACAAGGUUGUCCUGAUGUGUGAGGGGGAGUUUGUAUUCCAUGUCCAGGAUUUUGCAUCCACAAUUGUCAAUGGCGGCAAUCAGGCCCAGAUCCCAGCAAACAUCACUGCGGGCCAGGCCUAUCCGUGCCACUCAGACCAGUUCUCCUACCGUGUGGUGGUUCAGCCUGUGUACACCACUGAGAUCAAGGAGAAUUAGCAGGAAGUAGAGGGACGUGAAUAUGAGGAGAUAAAGUGAACGAAGAUCACUUGGUAGUUAGUAGUUUUUACAGUGUUUUACCUGUACACCAAGUCAGAAGCGCAGGAUAAAUAAAGGGGACAUUUAAGUAGACAAUGAAAGCUAUUACAAAUUUUGAUUAUGACGUUACUCUAAAACAGGUUAUAGGCUACAUGUGCACCACCAAGUCAGAACAGUAGGCGAAAUUAAGAGGGGUAAAUAGACCAAAUUAUCAAUCAAUCAAAUGUAUUUAUAAAGCCCUUUUUACAUCAGCUGAUGUCACAAAGUGCUAUGCAGAAACCCAGCAUAAAACCCCAAACAGCAAGCAAUGUAGAAGCACGGGUGAGGCACAUGGGCUACUAACAGCUUACUACACAACAUACACUUAGUAUUACUUUCUUAGCUACAGUAUACAUAUCUCCCUGGCAUAUUACAUCAUUUAUGCAGCAGCAUACAAAACAUUUUUGGACUCACCUUGUUGUGCUGUGCUCACUUGAACAGGAAUGGGGCACGGUGGUCCUUCGUGGGCAAAUUUUGUGAUCAAAUUCUGGCAUUCUCUGGAUUUAUGGUGCUUUCAAGACAACUGGGAACUCUGAAAAAAACAAGGUUGAAUCAUGAUGACGUCAUUGAUCUUCAGGUCGUAGCUCUAGGAAGAGGCCAGAGUGCCGGACUUAAAAUUCGGAGUUGGAUGUCCUUUCAAAACGUAUUUCCCAGUCGUAGCUCGUUUCUUCCCGUAUGUUCCAGUUGUCUUGAACUCAAUGAAGUCAAGUUUUUGCAGUUCCGAGUUAACAGUUGUUUUGAGCGCGGCUUAAAUCAUGCUUCAUUGACAGCAUGGCCAAUGUUGAAUGUUUAUCAUUUUAAACCUGGAAAAGAGCCCCUCCCAGAUUUGGGACCACACAGCCACUGUCACUGAUUCCUUCCUUCCAAACCACUCAUUGUUGAAUUUGCGAUUUCAAACUUGUUGUGUAAUGUUUGUCCAAUGGCCGAUGUGCACCGAUACGUUUUAUCUAUCAUUUCUCUUCAUUAUUUCUCUUCAUAUGACAAGGAUUAAAAAGGAUUUGACAGUAGAUUGUCGACUUGAUUCAUGAUGAUGACUGCUAGCUAAGAUUUUGAAAGCAGUCCAUUCAAAGCUACUGUACAUAUAACGUGAAUUGAUGUAAUUUUAUGGGUGGCCAAUGACAUUGAUCCUUCUUGUAUGGGCACUUCUAAUGUAACGUAGUGUCCCCAUGAGUGACAGAACACUGAGCCAAUCAUGGUGCAAUGUUCUGUAUUUUCUGCUGGCUUGCCCCACCACCACAGAAAGCACUGAGCUAGGCUGAAACACCUGCUUUUUGGAGCUGCCUUACUGAAGAAAGCAACAAAGAGACCAUGUUUGUAUGCAGCUUUAUUAACUCAAUUAUAUAUAUAUAUUUUUUUUUACAUUGUUUGCAAACUGAUAGGUGACAUAUAUUAAUGCCAAAAUAACAUGCAAAACAGACAAGACCCCCCCCACCCCCCAAAAAUGUGGGGCUUAAAACAGGGUCACCACUGAUCGUUCUAAUGUCUGUUUAAUGUUACUUUGAAAAAUGUGGGUCAUGAUCAUAUGUUCUCGACAAAUAACUCUAUGCAUGGUUGUUUUUAAUAAAAGUUUUAGUGAA